UAGUGAUCUUUACGCCGAUAGAAAGCAGUCAACGUUUGAUCAGCAAGUCAGGUGGACAUCAGGAGCAGCAGCCGGUAAGUUAAAGAUACAAAGAGUUACUACAGCAAACAUGUGCAAGCUAGUCAUCCUUCUCGUGGCGGCCGUGGCCAUCGCCGUCACUCACGCUCACCCACACUCUCACCCUCCGUGUCCGUCGAUGCACGUGCUGAGAGAGUGUAAAUGCACCAGCCCCUACAACGGCAACCCUAGCAUCGUCUGCGAUGGUCACUAUAUGUCCAGCAGCCAAGCGUUCAGCGUCAUGGUGGCGUUGCCUCGUGGCAUUACGUAUUCUCACAUCGAGCUGCAUGGGUUCUAUGACAUGGAGGAGGUGCCCGAGUACGUCUUUGACGCGCUGCACUUUGCAACACGGCUCGCUAAAGAUUGAUGACAGUCACCACGACGGGGUGGCGCCAGUGCUGCUGAACACUCCUUUGAAAGAUGUAUCAUCUGGAAGAACUCACGCCUUUCCUACUGAAGCUGACUGCUGUAACCAACGCGCUUCGGCCCACCAUCAUGCGACCACAUCG
Messenger RNA from Priapulus caudatus, 566 nucleotides. RefSeq lists its product as uncharacterized. The transcript has 2 exons. Lineage: Eukaryota; Metazoa; Priapulida; Priapulimorpha; Priapulimorphida; Priapulidae. Bases 110 to 424 code for a protein of 104 amino acids. The record is from RefSeq and is a predicted model, not a curated record.